Messenger RNA from Anarrhichthys ocellatus (wolf-eel), 3063 nucleotides. RefSeq names its product pyrin-like. Lineage: Eukaryota; Metazoa; Chordata; Actinopteri; Perciformes; Anarhichadidae. The transcript is spliced from 4 exons. The record is from RefSeq and is a predicted model, not a curated record. Gene Ontology annotation, molecular function: protein binding. Bases 1175 to 2548 code for a protein of 457 amino acids.
GGCAGGGUUAGUGUUUGUUUCUAGCAGAUGGGGGAUGUGGAGGUCUAGAAGAAGCAGCUCAGGCUUAACAUGCUUAUCUGCUGAACAGCAGCCUCUAUGUGUAUAUAAAAUCUUCCUCAGUCAGCUGUUUUUCGGAGUUGUACCUCUUUGUAGGAUACUGGUAAUUGAGUUGUUCCUUUCAGCUGUUUCUAGUUCUCUGUGUUUGUAGAGCUCGAAUCUCACCGUGCUCGCUUGUAGUGAACAUCUGUUGCUGUUGUGCGGUCUCUGCAGGUAGAGUGAGCUCUUUCCUUGGCUGAUUUAUUGAGUUCGUCUGAGUUUUGUUUGGGGAAAAAACCUAUUUGCCUCUCACGUCGGGUGCUUGAGAGUCCAGAGUUGUCUCUUUCGUGGGUUUGUUUUAGCGAGCUAACGGAGCAGGAAGUGUUUAACCUCAGUGAGAGUCUAUGUGGUCCUGACUGAAUUCAAGACUUUGGCUCGGUGCCUGGAAUUCCAUGUGCUGUGCGAUCAAGUCCGGAAGCUUGUUGAAGCGCUCGCUGAUGUCUUGUUCCGAGUGGUCCAGAUCGUGUGAAGUUAUAAUCUGAAAACAAAAACAUAAUGUUGCAUGAUUGUUUUUUCUUGGAUUAGCAGUGUAACUGGAGGUUGCUCUCAGCUCUACAGAACAUUUUAGCGUUUUUAAACUCAUUGUUUUGGGAGGGGGGGGGGGGGGUGUUUUUUGAAACAAUACAGAAAAUGAUUGAAAUCCCAUCUUAAAGAGCUUUCGAUGUAAAAUCCAUGUUUAUUUGAAGAUAAUGACUUUUUAUUUUACCAUAGUCUCUUUAUUUCAACCUGCUCUGCCUAGACACUGAGCUGUGGUUCCUCUGGCCUGUUGUCUUUUCUACUUGCAUUGUGACAGUUUAAUUUAAUUAUCUGAUUAUUCACUUUGUCAAUAAUGUUAUGAGCCUCAAAAACACAACAACAGUUGACUCCAAACCAAGCAUUUCUAUCCAUGUUGUAUCCAAACUGGAAUGUCUCUUUGUAGCAUUGAAGCACAGCUGAUUCGUUGAUAAGAUGUGAUGUCACACUGACGUUUCUUUAUUAGGUUGGGAAGGUUUGAGGAUUUGGCUGCAGUCCGACACCAACGGCUGAGAAGCAGCAAGUCACUGUAACUUCAUCUGGAGGAGUUUAACAGGGAACCACGAUGACGGCACACGAUCUUUGGAAAACUCUGGUGAACCUGUCAGAAGAACAGUUCAAGGAGUUCAAGUGGUUCCUGAAGCAGGAAGACAUCCAUGAGGGCUUCUCAGCCAUCUCAGCGGCCCGGCUGGAGAGGGCAGACAGGCAAGAUACUGUCGAUCUGAUGGUGCAAAAAUAUGGCUGCCCUGGAGCUCUGGAGAUAACCAUGAGCAUUUUAGAGGAGAUCAGCAGGAAUGAUCUGAAGCAGUGUUUGUUCAACACUGUUGGCUCCAGACGAAAAGACCUUAAGAAUCAUGACUCUCCUCCUCUCAAUUGUGAUUAUGGAAGAAUGAAGUCCAAGCUUGUGGAGACAACGGCUGAGAUUAAGCUGAUGAUCCAGAAGAGAGAGAUGAAGAUCUUGGAAAUCAACCGCUCAGCAGAGAUCAGCAGUAAAUCUGCAGACACACACAUCGCAGACAGUGAGCAGGUCUUUACUGUUUUGCAGCAGUCUGUCAAGAGAAUUCUGGGUAAUCUCAUUGAGGCAAUAAAAGAAAAGCGUGAAACGACAAAGAAACACGCCAAAGGAUUCAUCCAAGAGCUGGAGCAGGAAAUCUCUGAGCUGAGAAAGAAAGGCGCUGAGGUGGAGCAGCUCUCACGCACCGCAGACCACCCUGAAUUUCUGCAAAGAUUCUCGUCCCUUAAUGCUAUUCCACCCACCAAGAACUGGACAGAAGUCAGCAUCCCUCCACCGUCAUAUGGGGGAAGUGUGGGGGUCGCCAUGAAUCAGCUGGAGGGAACACUUGUGAAAGAGAAGGAGAAAUUGUUUGCUAAAACCAAGCUGAAAAGGGUCCAGCAGUUUGCAAAGCAUGUGACUUUGGAUCCCGAUACAGCAAAUGCCAAUCUCAUUUUGUCUGACGAUGGGAAAACAGUUCACUGUGGUGACGCAACACGAAACCUCCCAGACAACCCAGAAAGAUUUAAUCCUGCUAUAAAUGUCUUGGGAAAGCAGAGUUUCUCUUCGGGGAGGUUUUACUACGAGGUUCAGGUUAAAGGGAAGACUUCCUGGGAUUUAGGCGUCGUCAAAGAGUCGAUCAACAGGAAGGGGUCGAUCUCAGCAAGCCCCGAGAAUGGCUUCUGGACGAUAUGUUUAAGGAAAGGAGAUGAGCACAAAGCUCCUGCUGUCAAUCUUAGUGUAAAAACUCAGCUGGAGAAGGUGGGCGUGUUUGUGGAUUAUGCGAAGGGUUCAGUCUCCUUUUAUGACGUUGACUCUGCAGACCUUAUCCACAGCUUUACUGACUGCUCCUUCACUGAGAAACUCUACCCAUUCUUCAGUACCGGUCGUCAUUACGAUGGUAAAAACGCCACCCCUCUGAUCAUCUCUACUGUCAAUUACGAUUAGAUUUGAUAAAUCAUCUACUUCUGCAACUGAUUCAGCAAUUUAAGAAACAUCGCAAAUUAUAGCAACUGUGAUGUUUGUGUUUAAACAAGUUCAUGAUCUACAACAGUGUAGGAGAUGAGUGAAAUGCUUUGAAACUGUCUGAAAAUGUAUCAGGAUUUGGUUUUAGUACCCAGAUGUACCACUAGACAGAGCCACGUCCUCUGUGAUGAAAUGGAGUUAAAGAUGCGUCUGUGAAUAAAUGUCUUUGAUGUAAUCGUGUGGAAAUCCCUUCCUUGUAUUCGUCUGCUGGCUUUCCCAGUCAGCUAGCGUUGAAGAACUCAUGCAAAGUCCUGUUGACCUGUUUACUGUAGUAGAAUGUUUCAAUGGUAUACUGGUACACGGUGAGCCCUCAGACAGAGCGUUGGUCUGAGACAGUAAGCCAACCAGCAAAGGACUCAGAACUGAUCUACAGUGUAAAAUACUCGACUCUACUUAUAAUAAUUGAUGCAUUCAUGUGUUCAUCAUUUUAAUGUUGC